Molecule: messenger RNA, 396 nt
Organism: Fulmarus glacialis (Northern fulmar)
Lineage: Eukaryota; Metazoa; Chordata; Aves; Procellariiformes; Procellariidae
Product: ankyrin repeat domain-containing protein 7-like
Exons: 3
Molecular function (GO): protein binding
Source: RefSeq, a predicted model, not a curated record
GACGCCUCUGCAUCUUGCUUGUGUGAAUGGCCAUGCAGAUGUCGUUCAAUUUCUAGCAGAAAAGAAGUGCCAGCUAAACCCUCGUGACAAUUUUAAUAAAUCACCACUGAUGAAGGCAGUAGAGUGCCAGCACAAAGACUGUGUGGCUAUUCUGCUGAAGCACGGUGCCAACCCUGACCUCAAAGGCAGCGGCGGCAACACUGCCCUUCACCUGGCUGCCCUCAUUCCUAGCAAAUCUCUAGUGGAGCUGCUACUUGAGCACAACACUGACAUUGAUGCUAAGAAUGAGUUGGGAUACACCCCGCUUAGUCUUGUGAUCAUGGAGCACUGUGGAGAGAUGGCCGAGUUCCUUCUUCAAAAAGGAGCUAACGUGCAUGCUCAAGACAGGCAUAAAAG